Messenger RNA from Prorocentrum cordatum, 459 nucleotides. The record is from the annotation of a GenBank genome assembly. Lineage: Eukaryota; Dinophyceae; Prorocentrales; Prorocentraceae.
GAACCAACCUUGUCAAGCGCGCUGAUGGGCUGGUCUCGGCUCGAGAGGUGGCACUCGCCAAGCAGGUUGCAGAGUUGCGGGGGCAGAUGGCCAAGCUCAAGGUGUCGCCACCUACGCCUUCAGCUGAGCCGCCUCCGUGGACCCAAGCAGAUGGCGGUGACCUUGCUCAGAGGCGUGCUCGCCUGGCCAAGUCGGGUCGCGUCUUGGCCGAGCUGGGCGACGAAGGCGAUGCCACCGAGAAGGCCAAGUACCAGGCCAAGCUCGAGGGCCUCGCGGCCGAGGGGCGCGCGGCCGAGGAGGCUGUGGCGGCCGCCAAGGCGAGUCAGCAGGCGCUUCACAAAGAACGAGAAGCGCUCGAGCAGAAUAUCGCCGAUCUCGAGGAGAGACUUCGACAGGCUGUCCUGCCAACUCUCCCCCGUGAUCAAGACGGUAAGCCCUCGUUGCAGGCGUUCGGUCCAG